Xiphophorus maculatus (southern platyfish) is the source of this 3759-nucleotide messenger RNA. RefSeq lists its product as uncharacterized. Bases 246 to 3458 code for a protein of 1070 amino acids. NCBI's taxonomy places the organism in Eukaryota, Metazoa, Chordata, Actinopteri, Cyprinodontiformes, Poeciliidae. Gene Ontology annotation, molecular function: cysteine-type endopeptidase activity. The transcript is spliced from 22 exons. Gene Ontology annotation, biological process: proteolysis; regulation of apoptotic process. The record is from RefSeq and is a predicted model, not a curated record.
UUGUGCUCUCUGGAAAUAAUCCAAACCAAUAAAAUUCCUUGCAGCGUUUGGGUUCCUGAAGUGAAAAGCACAGUUUCCCAGCAGAUGUUGAUCAACACGAAUUGGCUUCAGUCUGCAGAGCCACGUCUGCAUCGGGUCGGUUCUGGUGGUUCUGAGAGGAAAACUGCCUCCUGGUUCUUUAUCCUGCAGCAGAGAGACGGGUCGGUUCAGGUGGAGAUCCAGAGCUGAGCGGAUGUGAAUCCACCAUGGAUCAGUGUAAAGACAAAGAGACAAAGAGAUUUCCGCUGUUUAAAGACAAACAGAAAAAGACCAAACCGCUCAGUAUAAAAAAGCCUUCGAUAAAGCUGCCGGCUGAUCCGGGCCUGGAGUCCUCCAACCAGAGGUCGACAUGCCUGACCUGGUGCUGGCCCAGCCGCGCUCCAAGACAAGACCGUGUUGAAUCUGAAUGUGUUCUGGAACAGAAACCCGAAACUAAAAGUGAAGCUAAAGAUAAAACCAAAUCUGCUGUCAAGACGACGAGUCCUAAGAUGAAAAUCAACAAGAUGUCCAAGGAACAGGAGGAGUGCUGGGCCUCCAUUUGUCCACCUGGAGACAAGGACGCUGAAACCAAGGUUUGGCUGAAGGAGUCUUUGGAGAAGCUGGGCGACAGGGAGUUGAAGUACUUCCACAAGAGUCUGCGGACCAUGGACAAGUCCAAGGACGGCUUCAAACCCAUCAAGCAGAUCCGACUGGACAGUGCAGACAGACUGGACACAGUGGAGCUGAUGGUUCAGACGUACCCAAAGAAGAUCAGAGUGGUGACCGAGACGAUCCUGGAGAAAAUCAACACAAACAAAGGAAAUGAGAUUCACAAUCGAGUUCUGGACUCUCUGGACAAUCUGAACGACAAACAGCUGAAGUACUUCCACUGGUUCCUCCAAACGGCAGACGAGUCCAAGGACGGCUUCAACCGAAUCCAGAAGAAAGACCUGGAGGACGCAGACCGGCUGGACACAACGGACCUGAUGGUUCAGACGUACGCCACAAACACCAAGGAGGUCACAGAGAAGAUCCUGAAGAAGAUCAAGAACAACAAAGGCAAAGACAUACCAGGAGCUGAGGAGCAGAUGAAGCCGUCUUCUCCAGCUGAAGCAGAAAAGAAAGAAGUCUCCAAGGUUCUGGAGGAGUUUGUUAAGAAAGCUCCAAAUGAAACCCUGACCCGGCUGUCAGAGGCUCUAGCAGCGGACGGUGUGUUGAAGUCCUCUGAGAAGCAACGCAUCCUGGAGAAGAACCACACCAGAGGAAACAGAGCGAGCUGCCUUGCUGACACAGUGAUGGAUAAAGGAGCUGCUGCCUGGAAGAAGAUGAUCCACCACCUUCAGGCUGUUGAUGCUCCACUGUCCUCCAAGCUGGGCUUGUCCUCUGGUCCAUUUGUUCAGCAAGGUCCAGUAAUCGCCAUCCAUGCCCCGGAUGGCUGCUCAACAGAACCCAAUCCAGAACCAGAAUCUGAGCCUGGUGGCGUUAAAAGUCUGCUAAGUUUAAUGCCUUUUAAAGGAUGCUCGACUAGUCUAACUGAUUUAAUUUCUUUGAAAGGCUCUUCAACCAAUCUAAAAGUUGAAGAGAUUAAAGAUGACAGCUGGCAGCAGAUCUGCCCAGAAGGGGACAGCGAUGCUGACAUCAAGCAGUGGUUGAAGGAUGAACUGGAAAAUCUGGACAGCAAGGAGAUGAAGUACUUCCACUGGUACCUUCACACCGCGGACUAUUCCAAGGACGGCUUUAAGCCGAUCAAGAAGAGCCGCCUGGAGCACGCAAACAUACUGGACACGGUGGACCUGAUGGUUCAGAUAUACACCAACAAGAGCAAGGCAGUGGCAGAGAAGAUUUUCAAGAAGAUGCAUAAAAAUAAAGGAGAUGGUUGUAAGGAUUGGCUACUGGAUAUUCUGGAGGAGUUGGAUGACAGGGCGAUGAAGUACUUCCACUGGUACCUUCAAGCCGGAGACAAGUCCAAGGACGGCUUCAAACCGAUCAAGAAGAGCCACCUGGAGGGCGCAGACCGGCUGGACAUGGUGGAGCUGAUGGUUCAGACCUACGCCACUAAAACCAGGGAGGUCACCAGGAAGAUUCUGGAGAAGAUUGAGAAGAAUAAAGACACUGUUGUUCCUGAAGUUGAAGAACAGAGUACUCCAACUUCUACAGCUGCUGCAGAAGAGAAAGUGCUCACCAGGAUGCUCAAUGACUUUGUGAAGAAGGUACCAAAAGAAACGUUGUCACAGCUCAUGGAGUCUCUGAUGACUGCAAACACCCUGAAGUCUUCAGAGAAGGAAAUAAUCCUUCAGAACCACACCAGAGUCAACAUGGCCAGCUGCUUCGUUGACAUUGUGAUGGAGAAGGGAACCGACGCCUCCAAGGAGCUGAUGAACCGUCUUCAAACCAUCAACCCUCACCUGUCCUCUGAGCUGCGCUCACCUUCUAACCCAGAUAACAAGGUCAAGAAAAGUUUCUUCAGUGGAAUUAGGUUGAAAAGGUUGAUAUCCGAGCAACAGGAGGAAUCCUGGCACCAGAUUUGUCCUCCAUGGGACACAGACGCUAAGUUGAAGCAUUGGCUGAAGGACUCGCUGGAAAAUUUACGGAACAAGGAGGUGAAGUAUUUCCGCUGGUACCUGCGGACCGCAGAUGAGUCCAAAGACGGCUUCAAACCAAUGAAAGGUUGCCGCCUGAAGUAUGCAGAGAGACUGGACAUAUUGGACCUGCUGCUGCAGAUGUACCCUGAGAAGGUCAAACUGGUCACAGAGAAGAUCCUGGAGAAGAUCAGUAGCAAUAAAGCACAGCACUGGAUUCUGGACUUUUUCGAAGAGUUGGGCGACAAAGAGCUGAAGUACUGCCAGAUGUUGCUGCAGAGCACCGACAAGCUAAAGGGCGGCAUCAGAUCCCUGAAAAGAGCUCCUGUAGAGGACGGAGGGAAGGUGGAUGCAGCAGAUGUGAUGAUGAAGAUGUACAGCUCCGACACCAGAGAGGAAGUCGAGAAAGUUCUGAACGAGCUCAAAGACAGUACAGAUGAUGUUUUAUCUGAUGACGAUCAGCUGAGUAAUCCAUCUUCUUCAAGUGCUGCAGCAGUAGAAAAAAGAACGAAGAACAUGCUCCUUGACUUGAUCAGGAAGGUGUCCAAGGAAACCCUGGAGCAGGUGGUGGAGGCGCUGGUAGCCGAUAAGGUGCUGAGCGCCUCAGACAGAAAGUCCAUUUUGGAGAAGAACCGAACCAGAGUGAACAAGGCCAGCUGCCUGGUGGACAUGGUUUAUGAGAGAGGAGCUGAAGACUGCCAGAAAGUGAUCCUUCAGGUCCAACGCAUCGACCCGGCGCUGCACUCUGACCUCAAGCUCUCCCAGCAAGUUCUGUUCAAACGUCUUCGCUCCAAGAUGAAGGACAACGGGAAAACCAAAGGAGAGGAAGAGGAGGAGGAGGAGGAGGAAGCAGAAGAAUGAGGAGCAGAUUAAUGAUCCGCCUGAUUCCCACCAACAAACAGAUUCAUGAAACUUAACGUUUUUAUUUCACUCUUAGGGUUAGGGUUAGUCUGCAGUGGUUCAUCAGCUUCACAUCUGGAUGGUUUAUUUCUAUUCCUUUUAUUUUCAUCAAGUCUAAACUAAUUCAGGUUCUGGACGGUGAGAUUCUUCCAUGUUUCCUGCAGCAGGUGAUGGUGGAGGGGAUGAUGUCUGAUAUUUGGUAACUAAAGUCAUUUUAAUGUUUCUCUUCUUUUCUACUGGAAUAAAAAUUGAUCUGAAAGUC